UUCAAAAAUCUCUUUACGAUUUGUUGACUUCGAUAAGUCUUCGUGCAGGUUUAUUUUGCAUCGGUGUUUAUAAAGGACUUGUGAAGAUUUUUGGUUUGAAUAAAGCUGUGGGGUACGAUGAAAUUGAAGUUGAAAUAGGAAAAGACACCGGAAGGUAUGUCCUACCAUACUUUAUAGUCAGAUUUUUUAUUGGAGUUGUUGCUUUCAUCGCACUGUUGAUCUAUAAAUGGGCAAGGAGGCACACAUCAAACUACGAAAAUAUUGAAGAUUUUCUGCAAGGAAAUGCCCUCAUGCCGAUUAGGUACUCUUACAAAAAAAUAAAGCAUAUGACUAAGAGUUUCAAAGAAAAGUUGGGUCAAGGAGGAUUUGGCGAGGUGUAUAAAGGAAAGUUAAGGAGUGGAUUAUUUGUAGCGGUUAAAAUGUUGAGAAAAUCAAAGGCUAAUGGACAAGAAUUCAUUAGUGAAGUUGCAACUAUAGGAAGAAUACACCAUAACAAUGUUGUGCGACUUAUUGGAUUUAGUGUUGAAGCAUCAACCUGUGCUCUAAUUUAUGAGUUCAUGUCUAAUGGUUCUCUUGAUAAAUAUAUUUUCUCUAAGACAAAUGAUAUCUCUUUAACUUAUAAGCAAAUUUAUGAGAUAUCUUUUGGAGUAGCUCGUGGUAUUGCUUAUUUACAUCAAGGCUGUGACAGGCAAAUUUUGCAUUUUGACAUCAAACCACAUAACAUCCUUCUUGAUGAGAACUUUAUACCAAAAAUUUCUGACUUUGGCCUUGCAAAGCUUUACCCUAUAAACAAAAGCAUUGUCACUUUAACUGCAGCUCGGGGAACAAUUGGAUACAUGGCUCCUGAGUUAUUCUACCACAAUAUUGGAGGAAUAUCAUAUAAGGCUGAUGUUUAUAGCUUUGGUAUGCUUUUGAUGGAAAUGGCAAGCAAAAGAAAAAACUUGAAUAAACAUGCAGAAAAUUCAAGUGAACUUUUCUUUCCCUUGUGGAUAUAUGAUCAACUGAAUGGAGAAGUUGAGAUACAAAUAGAAGAUAUUACUAAGGAGGCAAAUAACGAGGUAAAGAAGAUGUUCUUAGUUGCAUUAUGGUGUAUACAGUUAAAACCAUGUGAUCGUCCUUCAAUGAACAAAGUAGUAGAAAUGUUAGAAGGAGAACUCGAGAACAUUGAAAUGCCUCCAAAACCUUCUCUAUAUCCACAUGAAAUGAUUCAAGAGAAUCUAGGAAAUAGCUCAAGCCAAACUUUAUCAGAUGAUUCUAAUGGCUCUACAAGUUAUCUUGAAGAAAAAAGUAUGUACUAUUCAUAA
This is a messenger RNA of Abrus precatorius (Indian licorice), 1304 nucleotides long. RefSeq names its product rust resistance kinase Lr10-like. The record is from RefSeq and is a predicted model, not a curated record. The coding region runs from base 291 to 1304 and encodes 337 amino acids. Lineage: Eukaryota; Viridiplantae; Streptophyta; Magnoliopsida; Fabales; Fabaceae. Gene Ontology annotation, molecular function: ATP binding; protein kinase activity. Gene Ontology annotation, biological process: protein phosphorylation. The transcript is spliced from 2 exons.